AUGGCUGAUCGAUCGACGCGGAUUGCUAUAGUGAAUGAAGACCGGUGCAAGCCGAAGAAAUGUCGUCAAGAGUGCAAGAAGAGCUGUCCUGUUGUCAAGACAGGGAAACUUUGUAUCAAGGUGACUCCUACUUCUAAGGGUGCUUCCAUACCGGAGUUGUUGUGUAUCGGAUGUGGUAUCUGCGUAAAGAAAUGCCCGUUUGAAGCCAUUCAGAUUAUCAAUCUUCCAAAGGGGCUUGAGAAAGAUACAACCCACAGACAUGGGGCCAAUGGUUUUAAAUUACACAGGCUUCCAGUUCCAAGACCAGGGCAAGUCCUAGGUUUGGUCGGAACAAACGGUAUUGGAAAAUCAACGGCUCUCAAAAUCUUGUCUGGAAACAAGGAUCACAAACCAAAUCUUGGCAGAUUCAAUAAUCCUCCGGACUGGCAAGAAAUUGUGGCUCACUUCCGCGGGUCAGAACUCCAAAGCUAUUUCACUAGAGUCGUCGAAGAAAAUCUUAAGGUACUACAGAGGUUUGCGAUUGCUGCAGUAUUCUUAACGAAGGCUGAUAUAUACAUGUUUGAUGAACCAUCUAGUUUCCUCGAUGUGAGGCAAAGACUCAAAGCUGCUCAAGUUAUUCGCUCUCUCCUCAGACCUAACAGCUAUGUGAUUGUUGUGGAGCACGACCUUAGCGUCCUUGACUACUUGUCGGAUUUCGUUUGCUGUUUGUAUGGGAAACCAGGAGCAUAUGGUGUUGUGACUCUUCCCUUUUCUGUUAGAGAAGGCAUCAACGUCUUCUUGGCCGGGUUUAUUCCUACUGAAAAUUUACGUUUUAGAAAAGAAUCUCUGACCUUCAAGGUUUCCGAGACUCCGCAAGAGAGUGAUGGAGAAGUGAAGUCUUAUGCAAGAUACAAAUACCCAAACAUGAGUAAGACUCUUGGAGGUUUCAAGCUAGAAGUGAUGGAAGGUGAAUUCACCGAUUCUCAGAUUGUUGUAAUGCUUGGAGAGAACGGUACCGGGAAAACAACUUUCAUCAGGAUGCUGGCAGGUGCUUUGCCACCUGAUGAUGGUGUAGAAGUGGAUAUGCCAGUGUUUAACGUGUCAUACAAACCGCAAACGUAUAACGUGAAGCGAAAGUGUACAGUGAGGCAGUUGCUUCAUGAGAAGAUCCGUGAUGCGUAUAUGAAUCCUCAGUUUAAAUCGGAUGUAAUGGACUCGCUUCUGAGUGAGCCGUUGAUGGAUCAAGCAAUAGACACACUCUCGGGUGGAGAGUCGCAGAGGGUUGGCAUAACUUUAUGCCUUGGGAAGCCUGCUGAUAUCUAUCUGAUAGAUGAGCCAAGUGCGUAUCUCGACGCAGAGCAGAGAAUCGAAGCUUCAAAGGCAAUUAAGCGGUUCAUCUUGCGCACAAAGAAAACUGCGUUUAUUGUGGAGCAUGACUUCAUAAUGGCGACCUAUCUUGCGGACCGAGUCAUAGUUUAUGAAGGACAACCAUCCAUCAAGUGUAUGGCUCAUUCUCCACAGUCACUUCUCAGCGGAAUGAACCUCUUCUUAUCGCAUUUGAACAUAACAUUUAGACGCGACCCGACUAACUUCAGGCCAAGGAUCAACAAAUUGGAGUCCACCAAGGACAGAGAGCAGAAGUCUGCAGGCUCAUACUAG
This is a messenger RNA of Arabis nemorensis, 1638 nucleotides long. The record is from the annotation of a GenBank genome assembly. NCBI's taxonomy places the organism in Eukaryota, Viridiplantae, Streptophyta, Magnoliopsida, Brassicales, Brassicaceae.